Mytilus trossulus (common blue mussel) is the source of this 489-nucleotide messenger RNA. Its product is annotated as N(6)-adenine-specific methyltransferase METTL4-like. The record is from RefSeq and is a predicted model, not a curated record. NCBI's taxonomy places the organism in Eukaryota, Metazoa, Mollusca, Bivalvia, Mytilida, Mytilidae. Gene Ontology annotation, biological process: methylation. Gene Ontology annotation, molecular function: nucleic acid binding; methyltransferase activity. The coding region runs from base 1 to 489 and encodes 162 amino acids. Gene Ontology annotation, cellular component: nucleus. The transcript is spliced from 3 exons.
AUGGAUAGCCAGUUUGAAAGUAAAAUCCGGUACAGGAAAGGCAGAAAUGAAUUUGACUUUAUUUUACUUGAUCCCCCAUGGGAGAAUAAGUCUGUUAAAAGAAAGAAACAAUAUUGGACAUUGGAAAAUGAAGAAUUAUUUAAAAUCCCAGUUCCUGAGUUAACUGCCACUGGCUGUGUUAUUGGUGUGUGGGUUACAAACAAGGGCAUUUGUAAUGAAAGAACUAUCUUACCUGCAUUGUUUAACAAUGACAAUCUACCAUUACAUAUGACACUGAUGAGCGUGCCUAGUAGUAUUCAUUCUAUUCCAUUACGAGAUAUUAUGAAACCUUAUCUUCCAGAAACUCCAAAUUGUUUGGAAAUAUUUGCCAGGAACUUGACGCCAGGUUGGUGUUGCUAUGGUAAUGAGGUGUUUAAACAUCAGCAUAUGGAUUAUUUUGAAGUUUUUACCAAAGAUACUAUAAUUCCAUUAUACUCUGAUAUGAAAUAA